Molecule: messenger RNA, 771 nt
Organism: Paramuricea clavata
Lineage: Eukaryota; Metazoa; Cnidaria; Anthozoa; Malacalcyonacea; Plexauridae
Source: the annotation of a GenBank genome assembly
UAUACGAUAUGGUUUGAAAGAAAAGCAGCGAAUUCCUUUACUUGCCACUGGCAAAACUGGCACUCUGGCAAAACUGGCGCUCUGGCAAAACUGACUAGCACUUUAGUGAACUGGCGCUCUGGCGAAACUGGCGCUCUGGCAAAACUGGCGCUCUGGCAAAACUGGCAAACUGGCGCUCUGGCGAAACUGACUAGCACUUUAGUAAACUGGCGCUCUGGCGAAACUGGCGCUCUGGCAAAACUGGCGCUCUGGCAAACUGGCGCUCUGGCAAAACUGACUAGCACUUUAGUAAACUGGCGCUCUGUCGAAACUGGCGCUCUGGCAAAACUGGCGCUCUGGCAAACUGGUGCUCUGGCAAAACUGACUAGCACUUUAGUAAACUGGCGAAACUGGCGCUCUGGCAAAACUUGCGCUCUGGCAAAACUGGCGCUCUGGCAAAACUGGCACUCUGGCAAACUGGCGCUCUGGCGAAACUGGCACUCUGGCGAAACUGGCACUCUGGCAAAACUGGCGCUCUGGCAAAACUGGCGCUCUGGCAAAACUGGCAAACUGGCAAAACUGGCAAACUGGCGCUCUGGCAAAACUGCCGGCGCUCUGGAAAAACUGGCGCUCUGGCAAACUGGUGCUCUGGCGAAACUGGCACUCUGGCGAAGCUGGCACUCUGGCGAAACUGGCACUCUGGCAAAACUGGCGCUCUGGCAAAACUGGCAAACUGGCGCUCUGGCAAAACUGCCGGCGCUCUGGCAAACUGGCGCUAUGGCAGAUGGAUAA